AUAUAUCUCUCUCUUCCUCUUUCUGACCCCCUCUCUCUCUUUCAAUUUGGAACGAGUUUUCGCUGUUAAGAGCGACCGAGAGAUCUGCUUCCCUUUUUAUCCCAUAUUUCCUUUCUCUUCACUCUUUUUUGGCACCCUAUACUUCUACCUGAGGGCCCUUUCUCUAAAGGGUCUUCUUCUCUUUCUUUUUUCACUUCUCCAGUUUUUGUAAGGCUGUUAUUUGCUGGAAAUAAUGGGUGUUGAGGUUGCUGAGAUGGCCCAAGUACCUGUGGAGACUGUAACUGAAGUACACACGUCUAAGGAAAAUGGGAAACUGGACCAUAGUGAACCACUUAAAUUCGGUACUCAUGUAGAGGAGCCUGAUAAAGGGGAAGAGAAUAAUGCAUCAAAGGCCAAUUUACCGCAGGAUGCAGCUGAAGAGUGGCCUACGCCUAUGCAGGUCCAUUCUUUUUGGUUGGUCAGGUACAGGACUUAUGAUGAUCCAAAAAUAAAGGCAAAAAUGGACCAGGCUGAUAAAGAGAUUCAAAAGAGGAAUAAAGCUCGUUCUCAGAUCUUGGAUGAAUUGAAAAUAAAGAGGGCAGAUCGAGCUGAAUUAUUAGCUCAGCUGAAGGAUUUGAAAUCUGAGGGUAGGCAGGUUAAGUCAAUUCUGGAUGAGAAGAUAAAAGAAUUGGAACCUCUGCAGCAGGCUCUUGGAAAGCUGCGUCCUUCAAACAACGCUGCUCGUUUUGGUGGUUUAUGUUCAUCUGAGGAGGAGUUGAACGAGCUUAUUUAUAGCUUGCAAUAUCGCAUUCAACAUGAGAGCAUCCCAUUGUCUGAGGAGAAGCAACUCCUCAGAGAAAUCAAACAGCUUGAAGGAACAAGGGAAAAAGUUGUGGCCAAUGAUGCUAUCAAAGCGAAAAUUCAGGAGUCAUUGGGUCAGAAAGAAGUUAUUCAAGACCAAGUUAAACUCAUGGGUGUUGAUUUGGAUGGAGUGAAGAAGGAGCGACAAGCACUUUUGUCCAAGAUCUCUCCCCUUGAGGGGAAAGUGAAGGCACUUGAUGAAGACAUCAAAGCUUUACAGGAGGAUUUGCAAACUGUGACUGAGAUGCGGGACAAAGCAUUUGCAAUCAUUCAGGAACUAAGGCAAAAGCGUGAUGAGGGGAAUGCCAAUUUUUAUCAAUAUCGUCAGGUCUUGACCAAAGCCAAAGAGCUUGCUGUAAAGAAAGAUGUCAAGGCUCUUCAGGAAUUUUCAGAAGCACAGGUUGAGAAUUUUAUGAGCCUGUGGAACAAUAAUAAGGCUGUGAGGGAUGACUAUGAGAAAAGAAUUUUAACAUCCUUGGACAGUCGACAAUUGAGCAGGGAUGGACGGAUCAGGAACCCAGAUGAAAAGCCCUUGGUGGUAGUGGAGACUACACUACCGGAGCCUGAGACUCUGACAAAAGCUAAUGUAAAACGACCAAAGGAAGAUGCCAAAUCUACCCCAAAACAAGAUGCAAUGCCAACACAGAAGGUUCCAAAAGAAUCUGGUGGCACAGCAACUGAAUCAAAAUCUCCUGUGGAGAAAACUGAGGCAGUGGACAUGGAGAUCAUUGUGCCAGAAAAAAAGCCUCCUCUAGUAAAGGAAGUUGAUGAAUCUAAGCUGAAGGAGAUGAAAAGAGAAGAGGAGAUGGCAAAAGCUAAGCAAGCCACGGAAAGGAAGAAGAAGUUGGCUGAGAAAGCAGCAGCCAAAGCAGCUAUAAGAGCGCAAAAGGAGGCUGAAAAGAAGCUCAAGGAGCGUGAAAAGAAGGCGAAGAAGAAGGCUGCAGCAUCUGGACCUGUUGCUAAUGAGGAAUCAGCUGAAGCUGUCACUGAAGCAGAACAGGAAGAGGCUGCUGUGAAUGAAGAAGCUGCAGUUGAAGCUCCAGGUCCAGCAAAAUCAAAGGUUCAUAAGGAGAACACUAUGAAGCAUAGGACUCGACCAAGAGGUCCAGAAUCACUUCCGAAAGCCAUCUUAAAGCGCAAGAAGUCUACCAACUACUGGGUAUGGGCUGCGCCUGCAGCCAUGGCAGUUUUGUUGGUCCUGGUGCUGGUAUACUACUACCAUCUUCAGUGAAGAUGCAAAAUUAGAAAAUGAGUCUGCUUUAUGGUGAGUUUACUAGUACCAGGGGCUUGUAGAAGAAGCCAAAAUUUUAAAAAAAAAAAAAAAACAUUCAAGUUAAUUUUGUUCUUUGAAUCCCGUCUGGGGAUUGACCUAAAACUCAUAAAUGUUGUUGUUAGAUCAAUCAGACUGAACUGUAUUGCUAAAGAGGGAAACUUUAUACUUUGGUUUGAUGUAUUUUCAAAUUUUGACGUUAGACAAAUUCAUGGAUGUUAUUUGCAACCUUCUUUACAGAAAUUUAUAUCCAUAUAGCCAGUAUCAUCAGUGAAUA
Molecule: messenger RNA, 2387 nt
Organism: Mangifera indica (mango)
Lineage: Eukaryota; Viridiplantae; Streptophyta; Magnoliopsida; Sapindales; Anacardiaceae
Product: proton pump-interactor 1-like
Exons: 8
Coding region: 233-2071 (612 amino acids)
Source: RefSeq, a predicted model, not a curated record